GAUACAUGCUGUAAAAAUAGAAAAAGCAUGAAUGGUUUUUGGGGCAUCAUUGAGUAUUGGUGGUAUACCUACUUCCGUGUUUGUGGACCAACUCUGGUGAACAAAGAUAAACAAUUUCCGAUCUUAAUGAUGUACGACGAGUCGAAUUGGGCACCAAGGAAAAUUGACGAUGGGUAUGGCAGCAGCAUGGCACACAGAUUCCUACAAAUCCAAAGAACCAGCAGAAAUGUAGUUCUGCAUGCGCAUCGGGGAUAUAAGGAGUACGAACAAGAUGUCUCCCAAAGGUUGGAAAAUUAUUCACUACAGCAAAUGGUGCUAUUCAGUCCUUGUUCGAACAUAGGCGUUUGGUAUAUGGGCGAAAGAUUUCUUUUACAAAUACGCAGCAUAAGAGCCAAGGCCGCAAACCCCCCAGUUCAGAUUCAGGUUUCCAGAACCGAGUACGAAAGGAUGUUAGCUGACGGAAGUGAUUGGGAAUUUUGGGAUGUAAACUGCCAGAUGGUGCGCGAUGAAAGUGAGUACCUCAACUGGUACAGUAAGAUCUCGAAGCCGCCAAUUUGUACAGAAGCACAACACAUUUGUAACUGGGAUUCUUCAACACCUAGUAGGAUUGGUGGUGGUCAAGGUAUUAGUCCAAGUCACCCUCCUCCAGAAAAACCUUGUUUACAUACAUAUCCAACAGAAGGAACUUCUUCAUUGUCGUUUGGGUCAAAUUUGCCAGCAAUAGAUUGGGAGGUACAGGUUAUAAAUUCCCAAGGGGAGACUAGGAUGAUUCCAAUCUUUUCACAAGGCCCCGAUCGAACUAUUCUUACUUAAGGGUACAUGCCACUACAGAACAAUUAAGGGAGAGGUGCAAUGAGUUUGAAUAUCUAACUCAAAAAAUGAAAGCUAUGUACUUGGAGCAGCUAAACAAGUGGAGGGUCUACACAAUAACACUUGAUAAGUCCUCACAACCCGAGUUUGGACGACAUUCUACUUCUACUCAUCAAGGUUCUGGAAAUGAUCAAGGUUUCACUAACCCAUUGCAGGGACCUUAAUCAACAGUAGUAGAUCAGAUGUGGUACUAGUAUGUAAAACAACCAUCAUACUCUACCUAAAAUUACUGAAACGUUGAAUCUAUGGUGAUGUUGCGAAAGUGCUAUCUUA
Molecule: messenger RNA, 1143 nt
Organism: Papaver somniferum (opium poppy)
Lineage: Eukaryota; Viridiplantae; Streptophyta; Magnoliopsida; Ranunculales; Papaveraceae
Exons: 2
Coding region: 28-813 (261 amino acids)
Source: RefSeq, a predicted model, not a curated record